AUGUCACAGAUGAACCUCAACAACGUCGCGCGACUGCUUGCGAGCAGAAGCGACAGCAUGCUCGACCGACUCAUUCGGGUCAUGUCCACAUCGGCAGGAAGAGACAAGACUCUCUGCACACUUCAAUACCUCCUCAUCAUCGUCUACACCCAGCUCUCCCGCCUCCAAGGUCUACGAUACCGCCGUCUCCUCCUUUCCGUCUCGCGCAAACUCGGUGCCGUCAUGCUACCCGGAGAAACAGUCGUUGCGACUUUGUCACCUCCCGAUGAUAAACUCAGCCAUGUUAUUGCAGGCAGCAAGGCUUUGUCAGAGUUGAUCAGCGAUUUCAGAUGCUUCACGCGUGUCUUUGUCGAGACGCUGGAUCUGUAUACCUGGGGCAAGAGCACGUGGAACAGUCCGCCCAAGGAUGGCCUUAUCAAGACUGCCGUAUGGGGUCAGAUCUGGACAAUCACCUUGUACCAGUGGUAUGAGAAUGUGGCAUAUCUGGCGUCAAAGGGUGUGCUUCGUGGCGAGUGCUUCAACACAAAGCAGCAGAAUAAGUGGUGGGUGUGGAGCUCGCGCUAUUGGAUGGCAUAUAUUGCACUGGAAGCUGUGCGACUUGCUCGUGUGUGGCAGCUCAAGCCCACCGUCACAUCGUCUGACGAUAGCGCUGCCACAAAGGCGGAGACACAAGCAGCUGAGGCCUUGUGGAAGAGGCAGAUGACUGUCAAUUUGGCUUGGGCGCCGGUUUCAUACCAUUACAGCUUGGAGUCUGGUGCUCUGAGCAACGACUGGCUGGGUGUUCUCGGCUUGAUCGCUGGUGCCACUGGCUUCCGCAAUCUUUGGAAGCAAGCCGGUGAAGCCUAG
Aureobasidium pullulans EXF-150 is the source of this 846-nucleotide messenger RNA. RefSeq lists its product as uncharacterized. Bases 1 to 846 code for a protein of 281 amino acids. The transcript has a single exon. The record is from RefSeq and is a predicted model, not a curated record. NCBI's taxonomy places the organism in Eukaryota, Fungi, Ascomycota, Dothideomycetes, Dothideales, Saccotheciaceae.